AGUGCGUAUAGCCUGAAUAUGUCGGCUAGCUGAAAAUACGUUAGCCUGUUAUCAUGAUCAAGACGAUUUCGCUUGGUUAAGUUUGUCGUGCGAGAUAAAAGGUUUUCGAUGGUUUAAUAGAGCUUAUAAUCGUGGAAAAGAUAAGUCAAAAGGAGCAGGAUUUGAACGCGAAGAGUGAGAGAAGAUCUGUUCGAGGAUCGGCAUAUCGUACGGCGGUAAAAGUGAAAAAGUAGCGCGAGGCCUUAUGUCAAGUCAGCUAGGUGUUGGGAGGGCCAACGACGUGUGCCAAUAUGAAGAAGCUCUUUUCGAAGAUCGAAAACACGUCGAAGGAACCCAACAGUUAUUUAGGAAAGGUGUUCGUAGUUGGACGAUACACUGUAACCGUCGAAGAGGUCCUGGCGGAAGGCGGAUUUGCCAUAGUAUUUUUGGUCAAAGCUUCGACCGGGCGAUAUGCACUUAAACGUAUGUACGUGAAUAACGAACACGAUCUCAAUGUAUGCAAAAGGGAAAUACAAAUUGCUAGCAACCUGAGCGGACACAAGAAUAUUAUAGGAUAUGUAGAUAGUAGUAUCACACAUACAGGUGGAGGAGUUCACGAGCUUUUACUUUUGAUGCCUUAUUGUAAAUCUCAAGUUCUUCAGAUGAUGAACAAUAGAUUGCAGACUGGUUUUAAUGAAUCAGAAAUCCUUCAAAUUUUUUGUGACGUUUGUGAGGCUGUAUCUCGGCUACAUCAUUGUCAAACACCCAUUAUCCACAGAGAUCUAAAGGUUGAAAACAUAUUGUUUGCCGAUUCUGGGAAUUAUGUUCUUUGUGAUUUUGGUUCAGCAACAGGAAAAGUUCUCAAUCCUAGUAUUCUAGGAGCUGCGAUAGUCGAAGAAGAAAUUAAAAAAUAUACAACUUUGAGUUAUAGGGCACCGGAGAUGGUUGACAUGUAUUGCGGGAAACCUAUAACUACAAAAGCAGAUAUAUGGGCCCUAGGUUGUUUGCUGUAUAAAUUAUGUUUCUUUACUUUACCAUUUGGUGAAAGUACACUUGCCAUACAGUCUGGAAACUUUACAAUACCAGAUAAUUCAAGAUAUAGUAAAGCUCUUCAUUGUUUAAUUCGAUAUAUGUUGGAACCUGAUCCAGAUGUUAGACCUGACAUUUAUCAAGUUUCAGCGAUUGCUUUCCAAAUUCAAGGAAAAGAAUGUCCUGUUCAAAAUCUACAUAAAACUCCAACACCUACGUUAGAUUCUUUGCCAUGUCCUUUAAUGGAAAAUGAUAAUAUUAAAAGAUCAUCAUCUGUUAGAACUCCCAAACCUACGCCUGUUACAACUGUAGAGGGUACCUCUGUUACUCCUAGACAAAGACCAAAAGGACAAGCUGUGAGCACAGGUCCUAUAAACUUAAGUGGUCAAAUAGUAGGACAAAUAUCAGGGCAAGGUAGUCAAAUCCAACAACAAAACCCUGCUGGAAUUACUCUUCAACAAAUUACACCAAUGAAUACAACUUCAACUUAUUUAGGCCAAAAUGUACAAAAUAUUCAGACACUUCCAGUGAAUCCUCAACAAUCAUUGCAACUGUCCACGCAAUCGUCUUUUGGUCAAGUUUCACCACAUGUUUGUACUCCAAAUCAAAAUGUUUCUUUUGGACAGUCACAAGGCAAGCAAACACAAUAUAGUCAAUCGCAGAGUCCUAUGAUUAAUCAUUCUCCUAUGACUCGCCAAAGUCCUGUAUCUGCUCAAGAUAAAAAUUCAUAUUAUUUUGAAUCGAGGCAACACGAACAAAGAUCUACCACAAAUAUAAAUGAGGAAAACUUGGAAGCAUUAUUUCCCCCAUCACGCUAUCCAGAUCCUUUUAAGGAUGAUACUCGUACAAUGCCACCUCCUACAAAAAUACCACCACCUGUUGCACCUAAACCUGGAUCUACUAAAGUUUUGCAAAAACUAUCAAAUUCUACAAAUAGUUCAUCUUCAAAAGUCGUGCCUAUGACAUUACCAUCAAAAUUAAAUAUUCAAACUGGGCCUAAUAGAACAAGUUCAUCAACAACUCCACCAGUUUUGCCCAAACCUGUUAACAAGACAGAAAGUUUGAGCCAAAGUAUAAGCUCUAGUACAUCACCACCUGAUAGUCCAACUUCAAAUUCAUCGAGACAUAGAAGAAAUGUCAGUGAUACUAGCGCUUUCAAUAACGGCCAUUUCGAUGUUCACAGAGCGUUUGCAACUGAGACAACCCAAUUCUUAGCACCGUAUGAAGUUUCAGUCAAAUUGCGCUCGGAAGACAUAACAUCUCCUGAAGUACCAAUCGAUACAAAACCUUGUAUAGGAACGAGUGCCUCGCAUGUACGUGUUGGAGAGCUUUCAAGUUUGAUAGGAUCAGAAGGUAGAUCAUUGAAUACUGAAAUGGCUGCUUGGAAUCCAUUUGAAGAUGUGCAACCUUUUGGUCAAUUAACAGAAGAUCAUAUCUUUGGCGCUGAAUUUGAUAAAAUUCGAAGAGGUAGUAACACCAGCAUUAGUUGCGUAAAGAGUCGUGAAAGUCUCGUUAUGACUUAUUCUGAAUUACCUGAAGAUCCAUUUGAAUCAGCACCAUUCACUCUGCCAACAGGAAAGAAGAACAAAAUUGGAUCAAAAGCUGCAGCAGUUGCUGGAGGAAGGAUACAAAAUAAUAAUAUUAGGGUGCCUUUAAAACAAUGGAAUUCAGGGGUAAAACAGGAUGGAAUGGAUGAUGAAGCAUCAUUGCUUACCGAAUCUAAUCCCAUUUCUCCACCUUUUGUCCGAGCUCCAAUUGAAGAUCGUUCAAAAUAUGAAAAAUUAGCUUUUAAUGCAGAUGAAAUAUCAAGUGAUAGUGAUAAGGACGUAGCUCUAGAACGAGUGAAAAAGAAGAAAAAAAGAGUGAAAACCGUACUCAGUAGGAAGAAAAAAAUGAAUCAAGAUUUAAAUAAUACUAAUGUAGAAUAUGAAUCUGAUGAUUCCAUAGGUUCUGCUAGCGAUCUGAAAGCAAUAAAUGAUGAAGAGUGUAAUCAAGAAAAUGAUGAUGAACAAAAGAAAAUAGAUGAAACAAUCUCAGAAAGUGUACGUACUUGUGGAAGUUCAGCAUAUCAUGCAGAAUGUGAAUCUGUUGCAACGCAUGAAGAGGAAUAUAGAAUGAAAAAGACAAAAAAACAUCACCAUACCCAACACCUACCGACUAUUGAUUCAGAUCCCGUUGUAGGACAUCAAUAUGGAGAAAAACCUUUAUUAUUGGAUGAUGAAUUAGAUCCCGAAUCUAAACCAGAACAAUCUCAUGGAGAUCCAUUUGUUGGUUUCCAGUAUGGAUCAAAACCUUUGCUAUUAGAUGCUAAUAGUUCGUCGGAUGAAAAUGAUAAAUUAAGGUCAUUAAAUAAUGGUGUUUGGAAAAUAGAAGAUGAUGUAUUUGCAUUAGCACCAUUUCCAAGAUCUAGUAGCUCUAGAAAAAGUAGUGAUAGUCGUGAUAGCGGACGUAAACAUUUUGGAGAAAACAGUAUUACAAACUCUCCUCAAAAUUCAAAUUUGGUAACACCUAUAUCCAGUUCUCCAGUUACAUCAGAGUUCUUAGGGAAUGUAGAAAAUAAAACUCAAGCUGAAGUAUUAUCUGUAUUGCCUUCUAAAAAUCUCACGGAUAUAAAUAUGAGUAAAAACAAUUAUGAAGUAGUAGAUUUUACUCAUUCGGUUCAACAAUCACCAACCACAACUCUUCUUUGUACUAAUACUAAUGAACAGGAAGAUAUGGAGAAAGAUUUGUUUGGCUCUUCGCCUUUCAGUCCAAGUGGUUUUACAAAUCCCUUUAACAGUAUGCAACAAUAUAUAAAUGCUGAAACACAUGAUCAACCAAUCUCUGCAUUUAUAAAUUCACCUUCUUCUUAUGCUAAUUAUGCUAAUAUCACUUCGCGACCUUAUAGAACUCCAGAUAAUCAUUGUACAGGCAAUUCACCGAUUAUUUCUAAUUCUAAACUUGGUGCUGUGAUCAGUAAUACAGAAAAAUUGAAUAUGGAGUCUUCCAAAGAUCUUUUUGGAUCUGUACCUUUUGAAGAAUUUGCAAAUUUGCGAAUGAGUGAACAACAAAGGCCAACAUCUCUACCAUUAUCACAGUCUCCGAACUUUGUGAAAAAUUCAUUAAAUACUGUGUCAACAUGUAACAUACAUUCGUCAAAUGCUGUUCCAAUAAUACCAACAACACUACCAACGUAUACAACAGUGCAACAUACUACUACGAUAGCAGUUCAGGCAUUAAAUAGCAUUUCAAAAUUAAGUAUUACAUCGGAAUUAAUCUCUCCUAUGUCUCCAGAACCUUUAGUUACAGAUAAUCCAUCAAAGCAUAAGAAGGAUAAAUCAAAGUCCGAUAAAUCUAAAUACCAUCUUAUCAAUGAAAAUCAUGGUGAUGUUGUCAAUGUUCUACCUACUAAAAUAUCUCAUAAAGUUAAAUCUGCAUCUCAUAAAAAAAAUCUGAAGAUAAAAAAGGGCUCCGCAGCAACAUCUGGUUUCAGUAAUAUGAGUUUUGAAGAUUUUCCUAGUGAUGACAAUGAUGAAAAACAAGUUAGAACAAAAGUAACACCUUUCGAGGUAAUAAGAGAACCAGAAAAGAAAUUUGGUUCAUUAAAAAGACGAAGUAAUCCAUUUACCUGAGAAGAAAUACAGCUGACUAAUAGCCAAGGUAUUUAUUACUAAUAUGAGGAAGAGAUAUAUAUGCAUUUGAUUCUGUAUUUUAAUUAAACGUUAGUAUUCUAACAGAAAAUGUAGUCUCGAAAUAGUAUAAUGAUUUGUGUUACAUUGUGAAUAUGAUUGCACAACGUAAUUGAAAAUACAGUAAAAAUGAUUAAAGUUCUGGAAACAAAAACUAUAUAUGAUGAUAUAUAUGUUCAUUAUCAUAUAUGCGAUAUUUUGAUAUUUGAAAAAGAACUUAUUUAUUCAUAAUUUGAUAAAAAAAAAAGUUAUUGUUAUGGAUAAUAUAAUAUGUAUGAAGAAUUCAGAUUUGUGGAAAAAAUUAAGAUCUCAAAUUCGAGAGAUUCGAGAACUAUAAUCAUUCAAAAUAGUCUUGAAAUAAAAUUAUUAAAAAUUUUAUUUUAUAUUUUUUAAAAAAUAAAUAGAUUUUUAGUUGCUAAUAUUUAAAAACAAUUUAAUGGUAGAACCAGCAACAUAAUAUAAUAUAAUAUAUAAAGGCAGAAAAUACCAAGAAAUACAUAAGUGAAGAAAAAUUAAUUAAUAUUAUAACUAAUAAAUACAUUUAAUGUGGAUUUUUUUUCUCAAAUAUAUAUAUAUAAAUAUAUAUAUAAAUUUUUUUAUUUAAGUCUUAUAUUUUUUCACAAAUCAAUAAGAAAUAUUUAAUGUGAUAGCAGCAGGUAGCUGCAUAUGUGUAUACGAUAAGGCAUAUGCAAGUAUAUACAUAUAUUUAUGCCUGACUGACAAAUGGUGCGUUUUGUAAAGAUGACUUAUGCAAAUUGGAAAAUAUUAAUCCAUAUAAUGUCAUCUUUUAAUUACUUUUUGCAUUUCUAGAAGAUUUGUACAGGCAAAUAGAAUUAAGGAAGUAAUCACGUAAGUGGUAAUAUUAAUUUAUAUGAAGAUAUAUAUACUUUCCAAGAUGUUUUUAGACAAAACCAAGUUAAAACUUGGCAGCUCGAUACCAAAAAAAGAAAAGCAAAAAAUUUGGUAGAGGAAGCUUAUGCAUCUAUUUUUGCAGCUAAGCAUUUUCACUACAUUUAUACUUGGAAAUUUGUAGAUAUCUAUUAGUACAGUUUGCAAGAUUAGCUGUUAUAAUACAUCUUUUUCAGAAAACUUUUCUGAAAGGUUGUUAGUUACAUGUAUACACAAAUAAAAUUAUAAUAUAAAAUUUUGUCAAUAUAAUGAAAAUAUGCAUUGUAUAAAUAAUAUUUUCGCAAGAGGAAUUUAUGCAAUAAAGUAUUCCUCUCAAAAAGUACGAAAAAUAUUGCUUGUAGAUUUCACAGCUAUAAAGGCGCAGAUAAUAGCAUUAAGGACAUUUAUACAUGGUCCUAAUUAAAGAUCUGCAAUAUGCAAUACAGAAAUAUUAGAAAAAAUAUUUAAACUGUAUUUGUCUUCAUUGGUUUACCUAAAAUAUUGCCUUAUUACGUAAGACUGAAUUGUUGUUUAACAAUCAGUAAUAAUAAUUAAAUAAUAUUAAGCAAAUAACUUUUAUGUCAUUAAUACUAUAUAAUAUCUACCUGCUAACAUAAAUUAUAUUUGCACAUUUUGUAAAGAUCAAUUGUUUGAAGACCAAUAGAAAAUACAUGACAUGUUCUUCAUAUAAGAUAAUAAAUUGUAAUUCUUAGUGAUACCAAUAUUUAAGAUACGAAAUUAGUUAAGAAACAACAGUAUUUGGAUCUUAUUGCUAUUUACAUAUUACAUAUAUGUAUGCUUUUUAUUAACAAAUUUGCAAAUUGAUAUUUAUAACUUAGUUUUUAAUAAAGUUUUUAUUAAAGGAGCUUUUAAAAACUGCGAUUUUUGAAGAAGGAUAAAUUAAAGCUUGUAAUGUUGGCUUACUUAUUUAUUUGAAAAUCACCCCUCAUUGCUAAUACUGCGCCUUUAAUGAUAUAUAUUACGUCUGUGAAAUUUAGUUCACUAUUUAAAGAAGAAGACAAUAUAAUAGAAAUGUCUAUAGCUAAUAUUUCUAUGCGUUGGCAUAUAUAUACACAUAUACACACACUCGAAUGCAUAACAUAUGCAACAUUAUUGUAGAUAUUAACUCAUAUAUAAUUAGGUGCCUUCAUUUAUUAUAUAGCCAUUCAAGCUUGUACUUUCCGCUGUUGUAUAGAAUAAGAUUACUGAUAUAAUAAAAAAAAGAACGGAGUCAAUUUUAUGUCUACAAUGUAAGAUUUAACGUCCGAAAAUUGUUUUCAAUUCAGUUCCUAUACAUUACUGCGAAACCUUUGCAACACAAACUGUUAUUAAACGUAGUUCUCAGAAAAAAAAGAAAAAAAAAAAUUAAAUGUGCGAAUGUAUUUAUCACUUCACUUUAUAUGAGAACAUAAAUUUGAAUACUAUAUAAAUUAAUAAUUUAAAUCUGUAUAAAUAUAUACAAGAUGUCAGUAAAGAAGAAUUCUUGAAAUGCACAAUAAUUUGAGAUAUGAUAUAUAGAAAAAAUUGUUUAUAAUAAUCAAUUAAAAAUAUAUAUUUCUUAGAUAUUUUCAAUAAUUAACUCGAGUGAUAAAAACUGUUGAACAUUUUUAUUAAUUAUUAAGCUGUUAUUUCAUUCUCCAAAUUCUCUAAAUUACUCUUGUGCAUUUCAUGGAUUUAAAUUUUCUGCUGUUCUGUAUACUAGAUAGUCUAGUAUUUGUCGGCCUUAAAACCCGUCGUUCUUUACAGUAUUUAUAUAUUGUAAACAAUAGGUGCUAAGAAAAUAUUAAAAUAUAAUGUAGAAAAAAUAAUGUCUUUUCUAACGUAAAAAAACCAUUAUUCGAAGUUGUUAAUAAUAUAAAAACAAUACAUUCCUCCUUUUU
This is a messenger RNA of Vespa crabro (European hornet), 7444 nucleotides long. It is a transcript of the gene Nak, whose product is annotated as AP2-associated protein kinase 1. Gene Ontology annotation, molecular function: protein kinase activity; ATP binding. The record is from RefSeq and is a predicted model, not a curated record. The coding region runs from base 291 to 4619 and encodes 1442 amino acids. The transcript is spliced from 13 exons. Lineage: Eukaryota; Metazoa; Arthropoda; Insecta; Hymenoptera; Vespidae. Gene Ontology annotation, biological process: protein phosphorylation.